Scaptodrosophila lebanonensis is the source of this 1362-nucleotide messenger RNA. Its product is annotated as odorant receptor 83a-like. Gene Ontology annotation, cellular component: plasma membrane. The transcript has 4 exons. Gene Ontology annotation, biological process: sensory perception of smell; detection of chemical stimulus involved in sensory perception of smell. Gene Ontology annotation, molecular function: odorant binding; olfactory receptor activity. NCBI's taxonomy places the organism in Eukaryota, Metazoa, Arthropoda, Insecta, Diptera, Drosophilidae. The record is from RefSeq and is a predicted model, not a curated record. Bases 1 to 1362 code for a protein of 453 amino acids.
AUGGAGAGGCAGAGCGAUACAGAUUUGAAUGAACGUCGGGAUCUCUUCUCCUUUAUACGCCAUACUAUGAAGGUCGCGGCCAUGUAUCCUUUGGGCUUUGAUCGGAGCAGCGAAGCCGGACUUUUAGCGAUCCUUUUCCGCAUUAUCGACUAUAUGUACGAAGUGUUUUGCUACUUUGUAUCGGUACAUUUAGCUUUUUUAUAUGUCUGUACCGUUGUCAUUUAUUUCGGACACGGCGAUCUGGAAUUUUUGGUCAAUUGUCUGAUACAAACCAUAAUCUAUUUUUGGACCAUAGCUAUGAAGGUCUACUUUCGGCGCAUCAGACCAAGACUCUUAAACGAGACAUUGGACUUCAUUAACAAUAACUAUCAGACACGCUCAGAAAUUGGCUUUACUUAUGUAACCAUGGCUGGCGCCUUCAGGCAAUCGAACCUGUGGAUUAAAAGUUAUGUAUAUUUAUGCUAUUUGGGCACAGUAUUUUGGCUUCUACUGCCCAUUGUAUACAGAGAUCAUAGUUUGCCCUUGGCCUGCUGGUAUCCAUUUGAUUUUCGGCAACCCAUUGUCUAUGAAGUUGUUUACUUUCUGCAAUCCGUGGGCCAAAUACAGGUAGCCGCUGCCUUUGCCUCAUCUAGUGGGUUCCAUAUGGUGCUGGCUAUACAGAUAUCCGGACAAUAUGACAUACUCUACUGUAGUUUAAAGAAUGUUCUUGCCACCACCUAUGCAGAAAUGGGGGCUACCAUGGCACAGUUGAGCACCCUGGAAGAAGCACAGUCUGUUACAAAUACCGAGAGCAAUCAAUAUGCCUACGCUGUGGAGCAACAUAUGCCUCUAGAAGAAUUGGUUCGCCUGGGAACCAAUCGAUUUCAUAAUUUCCGCACUGCUUUCAAGUACAGCUUCAAGAGGUGUUUACAACAACAUCGCUAUAUAAUUGCGACACUGCAGAAAAUGGAACUGUUUUAUAGCCCGAUUUGGUUCUUCAAAAUCUUCGAAGUGACAUUACUCAUGUGCCUCGUGGCUUUUGUUUCGGUUAAGAGCACCACAGCUAAUUCUCUAAUGAGGAUGGUUUCCUUGGGGCAAUACCUAUUCCUGGUUCUUUACGAGCUCUUCAUUAUCUGCUACUUUGCGGAGCUUCUCUACCAGAAUAGCCAACGCUGUGGCGAUGCCUUGUGGCGCAGUCCUUGGCAUUUACAUUUGCUAGAUGUGCGAAGUGAUUAUCUCUUUUUCCUGCUUAAUGCCAGACAACAUUUUCAAUUGACCGCCGGCAAGAUGUAUUUCCUGAAUGUCGAACGCUUUAGAGGUACCAUCACUAUGGCCUUCUCAUUUCUAACAGUGCUGCAGAAAUUGGAUGCGAGGAGCCCCUAA